Molecule: messenger RNA, 349 nt
Organism: Vollenhovia emeryi
Lineage: Eukaryota; Metazoa; Arthropoda; Insecta; Hymenoptera; Formicidae
Exons: 1
Source: RefSeq, a predicted model, not a curated record
AUGAGUGAACGUCAAGUGCCGACCGCUGUUGCGCAACGUAUUGUCAUUCGUUUUUUGGUGUGGGAAGGCGUUAAAAACACGGAAAUUCUUUGGCGUUUGCGAAAUCAGUUCGGUAGUGAGUGCCUGAGUAAGUCUGCUGUGUUUAAAUGGGCCAAAGCGUUCAAAGAUGUCCGCGAAACCGUCAAGAAUGAGCCGCAUGAUCGUCGACCGCGAACCAGCAUCACACCAGUCAACAUUCGCCGCGUAGAACAACUCAUUUUGGAGGAUCGUAGGAUGAAUGUUCGAAACAUUUCGGCUGAACUUGGCAUUAGUAUUGUUAGUGUAGAGUCUAUAAAUAAAACUACAAAAG